UAAAAAUCUAACUAUUUUAGAACAUGCAUAUGAACUUUGGAGAAAUGACCAUUGCGAGAACUUCAUGGAUCCAUCACUCAAUAAUGCUGGCACAACAUGCAAACUGAAGAGAUACAUGCAAGUCGCAUUAUUGUGUGUCCAAGAAAGAUGGGAAGAUCGGCCUACCAUGUUGGAGGUCUCAUCAAUGCUCAAAAAUGAGAAUGAGAUUGUGCCUACUCCAGGUACACCUGCUUUCUCAACAAAUCAAGAUGAAGAAGACCAACAAAAAUAUAGCAGUAGUUCACAUGCAGAAGUUUAUUCAGCUAAUAUGGAAACAAAUUCCGAACUAGUACCGCGAUGAUGGUUCAGGUUUUCAGCAAAUUAAUGCUUUGAAUGUUUGACAUCUUCAGGCACGCAAAGCUUUGAUGAUCUUCUCUUUUGCUCGCAUCUAAAAUUAAUUAAUUUAUAUCAAUUUUCUGAUUAGUUUUCAA
Olea europaea var. sylvestris is the source of this 470-nucleotide messenger RNA. Its product is annotated as cysteine-rich receptor-like protein kinase 28. The transcript is spliced from 2 exons. NCBI's taxonomy places the organism in Eukaryota, Viridiplantae, Streptophyta, Magnoliopsida, Lamiales, Oleaceae. Bases 65 to 340 code for a protein of 91 amino acids. The record is from RefSeq and is a predicted model, not a curated record.